This is a messenger RNA of Macrobrachium nipponense, 615 nucleotides long. Its product is annotated as melanocyte protein PMEL-like. The record is from RefSeq and is a predicted model, not a curated record. The transcript is spliced from 2 exons. Bases 1 to 615 code for a protein of 204 amino acids. Lineage: Eukaryota; Metazoa; Arthropoda; Malacostraca; Decapoda; Palaemonidae.
AUGUCUCAAAUUCCCAAAUCUGGGACAUUCAACCAGCAAAUGUCUCACAGUCAGAGGCACAGCACAAUCAUCCCAAAAUGGAGGAUUUUCACGGGGCAUCAAGAACCCAUGGCUGGCACUCCCUCCAGAGAGGCGGGAGUGUCAGGUAUACCCGACACAGCCUCCACAGAGGGAGGAGUACCAGAAAUCACUGGUUCUGCUUCCAUAGAGGCAAGGGUGCCAGAUACCACUGGCACCGCCUCCAAACAGGCGGGAGUGCCAGAAUCAACUGGCAUCGCCUACGAAGAGGCAGGAGCACCAGAAAUCACUGGCAUGGCCUCUGAGGAGGCAGGAGCACCAGAUAUCACUGGUGCAGCCUCCGAAGAGGCAAGAGCACCAGAAAUUACUGGUGCAGCCUCCGGAGAGGCAGCAGCACCAGAGAUCACUGGUUCUGCUUCCAUAGAAGCAAGGGUGCCAGAAACCACUGGCACCACCUCCAAACAGGCGGGAGUGCCAGAAUCAACUGGCAUGGCCUCUGAGGAGGCAGGAGCACCAGAUAUCACUGGCGCAGCCUCCGAAGAGGCAAGAGCACCAGAAAUUACUGGUGCAGACUCCGGAGAGGCAGCAGCACCAUAA